GUUGAAUCUCGUACACCGCCGCUUGUGCAUGCCUAGCGCGAGGGACGAUUCGCAAUCCGAACAAAGUUUAGCGACAAACCUGUUUGGUCCGCCGUUCUUUAUUCAAAAGUUUUCUUAAUUUGAAUAAUAGUUUUUUUUGUUGAUGUGAUAGUUAAACUCGACAAAAAAAAAAGGUUUUUAGUGAUUUUCGAAGUGUAUGGAAUAGGACUGUAAAUUUGGUUGUGUGUAAAGUUUAAAAGUUUUGGAACUGAGUUUUUCUGCUAUGCCAAUAACGAAAUAUCAGAGCUGUCUUUCGUUUCCAUUAUAUUUCAUGAUAUAAGAUCCUUACCUACGUUUCGCCUCCGUCACAGUGGAAAAACGUUAAAGAUGACGUGUGCUGCAAAUGCAGGAAAGAAUAGACUUCUAAUGAAAACUAAACAAGGAUGAUUUACAUACAGAGAUAAAAAAAAAUACAAGAACUUUACAGGAUGCUCAUAUAGACAACAAAAAUGAAGAUGGGUGUGCAACACUCACACACGAAAACUAUCAUAAUGAUUCUUCUUUGGAACCUAUGUCUUUGUAGCAACGUAGUUAGAAGUAAGAGAAAAUAUCCAGAUUUCAAUGUAAAUGAUAAUUUAGAUAGUGAUCUUAAUUUAGAAAGUGUAAUUGUUGGUAAAGAUGAUAAUAUAAGAAGCAACGUAACCAAAGAUAGUACGUACGAGCCAGAAUAUUUUAUAAUGAAUGCAACUAAAAAUGACAAAGUUAACAAAACAGUGCAAGUCAGUAAAAUGUACGACGUGGAAGAGAUAACAGCAGAAUAUGAUAUGUUCAACUAUACGGAAGAAACGUGCGUUGGUGACCCCGAGUUUUGUAACAUGACAAAGGAAGAAUACAUGGACAUGCUUAACGAAUAUAUAUUUCCACACCCUUAUGAGUGGGUCCUUAUAGCUACUCAUGCUAUAGUCUUCGUUAUCGGACUCAUUGGAAAUGCUUUAGUGUGCAUCGCAGUAUAUAGGAACCAUAGUAUGAGGACAGUGACGAACUAUUUUAUAGUGAACCUUGCAGUGGCGGAUUUCAUGGUGAUACUUAUAUGUUUACCUCCUACGGUGUUGUGGGAUGUGACUGAGACGUGGUUCUUCGGUACGGCUAUGUGCAGGAUCGUCUUAUACUUUCAGUCGGUGUCGGUGACGGUGUCGGUGCUGACGCUGACGUUCAUCAGCGUGGACCGCUGGUACGCCAUCUGCUUCCCGCUCAAGUUCAAGUCCACCACCGGCCGGGCCAAGACCGCCAUACUUAUCAUCUGGCUUUUGUCGCUGCUGUUCAAUAUACCAGAAUUCGUGAUGCUGCAAGUGCAGAGGAAGAUGCAACUACGAUUCAACGUGCAGUACUUCAUGCAGUGCGCUUCUACUUGGUCGGACGACAGUGAUCUCAAAUGGCAUAUAAUAAAGGCGCUUUUUCUUUACACGUUCCCUUUGCUGCUGAUGAUGAUUGCCUACUGCCAAAUCGUGAGGGUUCUCUGGAGGUCAGACAACAUACCAGGACACACUGAAUCCCAUAAGCUAUGCACAACACCAACUGGUCAGAACAAUUGGUUAGCUGUGAACCGUCGUACAGCGCCAUCUAUCCACGCAAAUGCAUCAACUGAAGGGCAACUGCGAUCCAGACGAAAGGCUGCUAAAAUGCUAGUAGCAGUCGUAGCUAUGUUCGCUGUUUGCUAUUUUCCAGUACAUCUACUAUCUGUAUUGAGGGUGGCAUACGAUGUGCAGCAAACUGAUGUCAUGACCUGUAUUGCUCUCAUCUCCCACGUGAUGUGCUACGCCAACUCUGCCGUAAACCCGCUUAUCUACAACUUUAUGAGCGGUAAAUUCCGGAGGGAGUUCCACAGGUCUUACUUCAAAUGCUUCUGCUGUUGCCACAGUGGUGCGGUUCCUGACCAGAAUGGGACUUCCUUUGCUCCCAUCGGCAGUUCCAGAGCCGGUACUACCAGAACCGUCGUCAGACGGAACGACUCCUGCGCUAGCUACAGACUCACGCACCUCUCCCCAUCAAACCAUAACAGCAUCCACAGGGACUUCGGAAGGAACACCAACACUUCUUUCAUCGAGCAAAUCAAUGGGAACCGACGACCGAAAAUCAGGGACGACUCAAUUAGCGAAUCGGCAACACGAUUCACACUCGCCACCGACGUCGGUAGAGAUUGACAGUUGGGCAAAGAUUUCUACGAUAUACGCAACAGAUCUGACGGCAUCGUAACAUACAUAGCUAAGAGCACCAAUAGUAUCGAUUGUAAACCUUACUACGAUUGCUUCAAGGGCGCCGGCAGUAGCGGCCACUGUGAAUUCAACGAUGUGCAUGUCAUUGACGAGAGAUAUAGUGACACUUGCACCGAUUACAGAGAGAAUGAUACUGAUUCUAAAGAACUGUUCUCCCUUAACGAUGAAACUAAAAACAAAUUCAGAUUCAAAUUCAAUCGCAGUUUGAAUAGCUGUCAGAUUAAGAACAAAAGGAAAGUUAACACGGUGUAUUGAUAAGAAUUUAUGAUGUAAAAUAUUUUUUUGAUAAUAUCACUAAAGUUCGAUUUCUAUUAAGGUAGAUCAAAUAAAUUGUGGAAUGUAAUGUCAUUGUAUAAUAUUGUUAGUAUAAGAUAUGAAGUUGGAUAAGUCAUUGAAAACAUGUUACAUAAUAAAAACGUAUCAUUAAAUAAGA
Molecule: messenger RNA, 2685 nt
Organism: Chilo suppressalis (striped riceborer)
Lineage: Eukaryota; Metazoa; Arthropoda; Insecta; Lepidoptera; Crambidae
Source: the annotation of a GenBank genome assembly